Podarcis raffonei (Aeolian wall lizard) is the source of this 4628-nucleotide messenger RNA. RefSeq names its product RIC8 guanine nucleotide exchange factor A (gene RIC8A). Lineage: Eukaryota; Metazoa; Chordata; Lepidosauria; Squamata; Lacertidae. Gene Ontology annotation, molecular function: G-protein alpha-subunit binding; guanyl-nucleotide exchange factor activity. Bases 1867 to 3501 code for a protein of 544 amino acids. The transcript has 10 exons. Gene Ontology annotation, cellular component: cytoplasm; plasma membrane. Gene Ontology annotation, biological process: G protein-coupled receptor signaling pathway. The record is from RefSeq and is a predicted model, not a curated record.
AACUUUCACUUGUUGACAAUGCUUGAUGUCAAAAAACUGUUAUGCAAUUAAGAGCUAAUUUAUGCAAUGAUUCUAUAUUUUCCUUUUUAGUUCCCUUAGAAAAUGGGUUACACCUUAUGGCAAAAGAUGGUCUGAAUUAUUUGUUGUAAACACAAAACUCAUGUUGCCACUCCAUUGCAAACCUUCCUAAUAGGAGUUGAAUAACAGUAUGCCAAAUCGCAAUUUGUACUUGAGACAAAUGGUCCCAGUUUGGGACAAAUGGCCCCAGACAAAUCCACUAGGGUGCUUGGAGAAAUCAGGGGACAAUUUUAUUGUUAGAGAACUGUCAUAAAACUUUUUGUACAGUGUAUAAAAGAGAAUACAGGAAAACAUACAAGCCCACAUUCCCCACAAGAUUUCAGGGAUUUAGCAACAGAGACCUUGAUCCAGCUCCAGUUGCGAGGAACUAGUUGCGUGAUUGGCCCUGGGUGGGGACGUGCAUUAACUAUGUGUACAGAAGGCUGUUUAUUUUCAUGCAGUUUGUUUCUAAUACUCUGGUUAUGUUUACAUCUCAGUCUCCACACAUACAUACCCCACUGUUCCAAUGCCUGUAGCUCUGAGAGCUGAUUAAAUUUUGUAUAAAAGACAGCUGAAUUCUUAUGAGAUGAGGCAUUUAUGGAUCCAAGAAUGGUGGUGCUGUGCCAGAAUUGACAAUGCCUGCCUGUAUCUGGUCAUAAAUAUAUAGCAUCGUAUCUCUUAGUUCUUUAUUUGGAUGUUGUUCUGUGCCAUACUCUUUGCUGGUUUGCAAAGAAUUCAUAGCAAGUAUUUAAUUAUGUCCAUGUAAGCUGUAGCUCACAGCAAUUUCACACUUUGUGGCAGCUGGGUAGUGUUUUCCUCGGUACACAUAUAAAGUGUGAAGGUCAGGCACCUCUAAAAAUGAGACGUGACUCUUAGAUAGUACAACUCAUGGCAUUCUGGGAAUGUUAUCAGGCUUCUGUAAUUCUGGCUUGCACAUAAUUUGCAACUUGCAGGAAGAGACAUAUAUCAUCAUGAUUAGCAUUUUAGUUUUGAAGGCCAGGAUGGAUUCUAUAAUGUAAAUGGAAUGCACUUGAUUAUAAGGCUGAGCACUCUCAAGAUGGGACAGACAUGGACUUCUUGUUGCCUCUCCCAGCUUGUGUGCAUGGCCUGCUGAUCUCCCUCACCCUGUCACUGUGUGCUGACAUCAUGUGCUGUGAUUAGAAAGACUACUGGAGGGGAACAAACAUGGCCACACAUCCUUUAAACAGUUGCCAUGUUUCUUACUCUGUGGUAAUUGAAUGCAGAUGAUUCAUUUAACCAGGUUCAUGUAUUUGGAUCUAAUGGGAGUCAAUUUAAAAGAUACUCAGAUCUGUGGAAACCUGACAAAUGAUUUUGCCACCUUAACCUAGAUGGGUGUGUGUGUGUUUGCCUAUAUUGUGCUAUGUACAUUUUUAAAAAUAUAUCACUGGGAUGGUUCUAGGUUUUUCUGUGCUGUAACAGAAACCAGGACAGUUGGAGGAGGGAGGCUAUUUCAGGGAGCUGCAGCAUCCCUUCUGAGGUAAUCCUCAGACUGGGGGAGGGGGAGGCUUUUGUAGGUGCUUUGCUGGGAGGGCAUUUUUUAAAAGCUGCAAAGCUCAGUGAGGGAAGAGGAUUAGUGUGAGAGAGCGAGUGAGCUGCUGGCUGGUUUUACUAGGAUCAUCCAUCUGCUCUGUGCUUUGGGCAUAUUGAAGUGGGCAGUCUCACUUUGCUUUCCUCAUCUCCUCCUCAGCUGUGUGAUUAGGGCCCUGCGCAUCUGUAAUUAUCCAGCCAGACUGCAAAGCCGCUUGCCACACUUUACAGCACUCCAGGCCACCUCCACACUGUGGAGCAAUGGCGCUCCGGACUGUGCUAGAGACUGUCGAAAGUGGGGAGCAAGAUACUAUUCUCAAGGUGCUGCAGAUCUACAACCAGGAGAAAUCACAGUGUUUCACCUUUGAAGAUGAGGAACAGGAAGAAAGGAGGAAACUGGCUGCGCUUCUGAUCAAGUUUCUGGAGAGGGUGCUGCAGCCAUCCUGCCAGGUCACCUGUUUGGAAAGCAUACGGAUCCUGUCCCGAGACAAAAGCUGCCUUGGCCCUUUCACAACCAUGGAAGGCCUGAAGACGCUGGCCAGGCACGCGGGGAUUGAUUACGCAGAAGAGCAGAUUCUGGAGGUUCCAGACCUUGAAGUGAUCCUGGAGGCACUCAAGUGUCUCUGCAACAUUGUCUUCAGCAGUCCCCGGGCUCAGGAGCUGACCUCCGAAGCCCGGUUUGUGGUGGGCCUCACAGACCGCAUCAAACUCUACAACGAGAGAAACCUCCCGCACGAUAUAAAGUUCUUUGACUUGCGCCUUCUCUUCUUGCUGACGGCACUGAGGGUGGACAUCCGACAGCAGCUUGCGCAGGAACUCCGGGGUAUCGGUCUGAUGACAGAUACCUUGGAACUCACCCUGGGAGUCAAGUGGCUAGACCCUCACGAGGUAGCUGCUGAGGGGAACCCUUCUGCUCCUUUACCUCGGCAGGAGGUGGAGCGUGCCAUGGAGAUCCUGAAAGUGCUCUUCAAUAUCACAUUUGACACCAGCAAGAGGGAGGUAGAUGAGGAAGAUGCUGCUCUGUACCGACGCCUGGGUGCCCUCCUCCGUCACUGCCUGAUGAUUUCAGCAGAUGGUGAAGAUCGGACAGAAGAAUUUCACAGCCACACAGUCAACCUUCUGGGCAAUCUGCCUCUCAAGUGUCUGGAUGUCCUGCUGGCCCCCAAGGUGCAUCCGGGCUCGCUUGAAUAUAUGGGAGUCAAUAUGGAUGCUGUCAAUGUUCUGCUGGAUUUCCUUGACCGACGUCUUGACAGGGGUCACAAGCUUAAGGAGAGCCUGACCCCUGUGCUGAACUUGCUGACUGAGAGUGCUCGAGCCCAUCGGCAGACCAGGAAAUUCCUUAAAGCUAAGGUACUCCCUCCACUGCGGGAUGUGAAAAAUAGACCGGAGGUGGGGAACUUGUUGAGAAAUAAGCUUGUGCGCCUCAUGACUCACAUUGACACUGAUGUCAAGCACUGUGCUGCGGAAUUCCUCUUUGUUCUCUGCAAGGAGAGUGUGUCACGGUUUGUGAAGUACACGGGAUAUGGGAAUGCUGCGGGGCUCCUGGCAGCCCGAGGCCUCAUGACAGGAGGUCGGACAGAAGGAGAAUACUCUGAAGAUGAAGACACUGAUACAGAGGAAUACAAGGAGGCAAAACCCAACAUUAACCCUAUAACGGGACGUGUGGAGGAGAAGCUUCCCAACCCAAUGGAGGGGAUGACAGAUGAGCAGAAAGAGGUUGAAGCAAUGAAACUGGUGAACAUGUUUGACAAACUCUCAAGACAACGAGUCAUCCAACCAAUGGGGGUCAAUCCAGAUGGCAAUUUAACCUCUCUCAAUGUAACCUCCUUGGAGGAUGCUGUCCAUCAGAUAUCUGAGGAGAGGUUAUCAUCUGACUCUGACUUGGAAUUGGACUGAAAAAACACUUCCUGUUCCUCAAAAACCUAUGGACCCUCUAUUCUCUCUCUGUAACAGGUGCUGUAUCAGGAGACCAGUCCCAAGAAAAGACUUCCCAUGGGAUGGAUCUCCACCGCCCAGAGUGGUAUAACAUCUGUUUCUUCUCUAGCUCUAUAACACUCCUACCUUAGAGAGCUCUUUACAGCUUAGCUCUUUUGAUCUGUUUUCCCUCUGUGUCCACAAGAUUAUUACACUCCGAUUCCAGGGAUUUUUGAGCAGAAAUUUCAUGGAGGGAAGGGCAAUCUCUUAUUAUAUCAAGGAGGUUUAGUAGCACUUAAGGGUGCUGUGAGUGCACUGCAGUUACUUGUAUGGGACUAAAAUGUGAUACACACAGGUGAUAUAUAUGUGUGUGUGCGUGCGUGCAUUGAUACUUGUGCAAAGCACAUAAUGCAGCAACCAUACAGCGUGGUGGUGUUUAAAACACACAGAUACUCUUGGCAAAUGUAAAUGUCUAUUUGCAUACACGACUGGGGCAUAUUAUAGAAAUGUGUGAACAAUGAGAAGCCUGCAUUUUUUUACAUGUGAAAUGCAAGAAAGCAUACUCCUGGAGGCAUAUAAGUGCAAUGUGUGUGGCAACCGGUCACAUUUUUAGGCAGUUCCUUUAAGACACAUUACAUGUGUAUGGAAACAUGCAGGUAAGGAAACGUGCAUUGUUGAAAUAGUAUGUAUAUGUGUGGUAUGUGUCCAUUAUCUGAGAUAAUGUGCAAAACUCUGAGAUAUCCUUUGCUCACAGCGACAUUAAUGUUUGCGUUUGCUGAUAAUUAGGGGCCAGGAGGCCUCUAACCCCCACUGUAACCUUGACACCAUGUUCCUCUUUCUACCAUGUUUAGUUUCUGGACUACUCUCACUCUCUGUGCUCUUCAGACAAAAGGCCAAUUGCUUAACCGCACUCUAAAUCUGCUUCAGUUCCCCUAUAUCCAUAGCACUCUGCAUUCACCCUGUUAUGUACCUUCAUCCUGAUCAUAGGCUUUUCUGUUUAAAAAUAGCAGCCCCCAUCUCCUACUUUGUUUCCAACUUUGCCAACAGUUUCUGAACUUAGCACAAAUAUAAAGAUUUUCACUAGAAUAAAUGAAGCCUUCAGAUAACAA